This is a messenger RNA of Protomyces lactucae-debilis, 3204 nucleotides long. Its product is annotated as Urb2/Npa2 family-domain-containing protein. Lineage: Eukaryota; Fungi; Ascomycota; Taphrinomycetes; Taphrinales; Protomycetaceae. The record is from RefSeq and is a predicted model, not a curated record. The transcript has a single exon. Bases 1 to 3204 code for a protein of 1067 amino acids.
AUGACCUGCGAGGCUAUUGUCAAAUCGCUGAGAAAUGACCAGCUACCGAUAAAUGAGCGUCUAGCGUCUGUCAAAGCAGCUCGCAUACCACGCAAAAAUGAUCUACUCGUCAAUUUUCUGCUCAGAGAAGUACGCUCUGUCAAAGCUGAUACUGCCAGAGCAGUUUGGGGAACGCUAGAGCAGACAGUGUCUUCCAUUCUACCAGAGAAACUUGCUCCUUUAGUCAGAAAGUCUCAGCUUAUUGCUGGCCUUGACCAGUCUCUGCAGGUCGGCCAGGCAACUGACUUGCCAGCCAUUGAACGGGCGGCUCAAUCUGUGCUAGCUCAGCUCACUUUACAUCGGUCGUUGUCAAAGUGCCUGAGCUGUUCUAUCGAGACGUCACUGUCAGUCAUCAAAACUUUGAUGACCAUCCAUGCAAUAGAUAUUUCCAGUCUACGCAAAGAGUGGAUUGCUUUACUCGACACGCUUGUAGACUUUGCCCUGUUCAACGCUCAGUAUCGACACACUUCUAAGAAGCUGACAGAAGAAAUCAUUCGGUCUUGCUUGCCCCUCCUCUCAAGCGCAGUGGCAAGUCACAAUGGGCGCCCGUCGCUCACGCGUCUUCUACAGCAGACUCUUUGGUCUGAGGCGAGUCUGUCUGACUUUGCCACGAAACCGGACUCUCUCGGCAAAGCACUCGGUAGUGUCUCGAGACCUUCAAUUGAUUUUGCGCAGAUUGCUUUCGAGGCGAUAGCCAAUGCUUCACUAGCAACAUCGAAGCAUGUUCUCCUCGCAAACCUACUCCUUAAAGAGCUUCUUCCAAAAGUUGCUCUCGUAGAACAAGUCGUCAUGCUCAAGUUCUAUUACGACAACCUGCCACGACCUAUUCAAGCCAAGAUUAUUGUAUCAGACAAGGAGACUUUUCCUGUUGUCAAGCAAGUCCUGCAGGCUGCUCUUGACAAGCCAAGCGCAGAAACGUACGAGCUCCUUACUAAACUCAUCGAAGUCGAUCUCGACAUACUGAUUCCCGUCAUGGAUCAAAUUUGGACCCUGCUUUCUACUUUAUCAACAAGCAGCAUUGAGAUUGAGCAUGCCCUUUUCCGCAUGUUCAAACAGAUACGAGCUCUGGACGAAUUUUUGCUUCCUUAUGCAAAGCUGUCACCCUCUGCAGAGGUUAACAUGAGCCUACUCGAGGAAAUUUCUACCGAUGUCAGCACAAUGACAGAACCCGUUCAAAGGGAGCUGCUACAGAGUCUGCUGACUGCUGACACAGGUCUAGACUCUAGACGGCUUGAGCUUGUGGCGGCAAUGGUUGCUGGUAUGCCCAAGGGAUCACCUGUUUUGCAAGAAGCGUAUGACAGUAUACUCAAGCAGAAGGGCCAUGCAGCAAGUCUAUUACAUUUCGUCUUGGCAACAAAGCAAAGCACACCGGAGACUAUUCAGCCAUUUUCUUCCAUGGAUGAGUUUGAAACACAACGGCAUCUUCGAAAUCUCGAACUCGGAUGGAUGUAUAGUGACAUGGAUUUGCGCUUAGUAUGUGGAGCCUGUCUUGAUUCAACCAGCGAGCCGUUCCUCAUCUCCCUUGUCGAUCGAUGGCUGCCAACAAUUACGCCACUGAUGACCGUAUCAGAGUUAAGCAAAUUGGCCCAGCUCAUCUUGGACGCCAAUUUACACACGCACAUGAAUGUCCUCGAAUCCAAUGAACUCCUAUCAGCUAUGCAAGAGCUACUCCUGGCAUCUGUCGACAAUACGAGCAAGCUUCAUUCGCUGUUGUCUGUUCCCGUUGACUACUUUCACAAGGCAGUUCGGAACAAAAUCGUCCAGGCUAUUGCCAUGCAUGCCUCACCUACUUCGGAUCAUCUUGCCAUACUCGCGAAAUUUGCUCGCCAUGAUAUUUUCGCCAAGCUUGAUAUCGAUCAGUUCGUGUCGUUCGCUGACGGAGUGGGAAAUUCUAUACUGGAGGCAUACGUGGAGCAUUCACAGCCUGAGUUCUUGUUCGAUGUCAUGAAAAGUCAAUCUGCAAAGAACAAUGUUCACUUGAUGGUUGCCAUGCUCGACCGCUGCGCGAGUUUGAACGGUACCAAAGUGGCAACCCCGCUCAUGGACAUCAGAUGUGAUCUGAUUCGGCAAGCUUUGCAAUCGAUUGAUCGUACGCAAGAAGAUUUGCUGCAAAUAAGCUCACUCGACAAGCACAGGGUAUUCACUCCAGGUAUGGCAGCGUUGGCGACAGCCUUCUUCUUCGAAAAGACUGGCGACAGUUUACAAGAAGCACUCUUUGCUGAAAUCCAACGAGGAGUGAAUCCGCAGUCUACCUUGCGCUUGCUUGCUGCUCUAGCCACUACACAAGAGGCGGCUAUCACAGUUGCGCUUCGACCUGAGGCAUUCCCAGGGACAAGAACGAGCGAGAUGUUGGCGGAAACGGUACCUAAUGAUCACCUGAUUUUCCUGGAUGCGGUCUAUCCUCUUUUGCAGCCAAGCAGCUACUUAGUUCUGCUACAAGCGUUCGUUGAGAGAAGGUCUGAGCUAUCUUCGAAUUUUCUGCAGCAAAGUUGCAAUCAGAUUUGCAAGGAUUUACUUGACUCAACGCCAGACUUGGCGCAACGCAGACUGCGUCUCCUGCACACUAUCAUUGACAAACAUCCACGGGCUAUUCGUCUCGCUGAGCUUGACACGGUGUUUGCCUUGCUGCCCAAGCUCCUGACGAUGAAAGUCAAUGAUGAUACUGCUGAUAUCUACAUGCAGCUGCUUGCGUUGUUGCGUAUCAUCUUCGAGCGCCGAGCACAUCUGCUACGAGACCGUCACCACAUUAUACUGCAAUCCUUUGCCAUGUUGCUCAGCGCUCAUUUCAAGCUGGCUGCAACGGAUUUAUCAUCAACGAAAGCAACGCUGGAACGUACAGAAGCCUUUGAUAGGCUGUUUCACACCUUUUUGUCGUCCUCACGUCAAGUCUCCUCGUCACCAGAGCAAUUCAACAAGGCACUUGCAAAGCAUCUGCCUUGGCUACUGAUUGAGUACAUCCACUUGUUCUCAAAGGUAAGCUUGGCUGCUGGUAUACCAGCAGACUGUCGCCGCAUCCUCGAAGAGAGCUUUGCGUUUGAGGUAAUGGGCUUAUGUGGUCCGCAUGAACGAGAAAUGGUCGGUGCUGCGUUGGACAGUAGCCGGCGUGUCCACUUCAAGAGACUUUUUGAGGACUGGUCCAAGUUUGGCAAGUGGAAUGAGACAUGA